UUUUCCCCUCUAACCGUAUCUGAGAUAAGUCAGUGAUCUCGCCUCAUAACGAAUUGACGAUAGCGCACUUUAUACCGCGCACACUAUAACCUCAAUAUUUAUCUGUGCAAAGAGGAUAACGAAUCAAAAGAACUCGAUCAUACACUCGGUAUUGUCAACCGAACCAAUUUUUCAAGUCAAGAAAUUAAAGCGGUCAACAAGAAAAACUGACACUUCUAAAAAUGAGCAGAAAUGAACUAUUCUGGCUCCGCUGUAUAACGCUUUCUAUGGUCUUGUUUCUAGUAGUAAAUAAAGCCUGGGGCAUGGAUGUGUUGGGCUUCGGCGCCCAGACACACUUUUGGAAAGAAGACGUUCAGCCAGCGGUUACCCUAGUUAUGACCUGGUUACCAGGAGUUUGCACCACGCCUACCCACGAGAUAAGCUCAAAGCCACCUUGUCGAAUUGAAGCCCUCCGUCCAUUCUGGACGAUUAAAGAACUCCGCGGAACUCUAAGAGAUUGUAAACCUCACAUGAAAAUUUUCGUUCCGCAUAGUCUCCGCCCUCAGCUCUAUCGGAUGUGGCCAGCGGUGUUUGAGCCGAGCUCGUCGUAUAUCGAAUUCUGGGCGGCCCAUUAUCGCCGAGAUGGCACAUGCUUCGACCGCUAUUCGCUGUUGGGAACACCUGUCCGCUUUUUCCAGACCGCUUUGUAUCUAGCCCAGCGACUAGAUCUGAUGAUUGAUCUGAUGAAGGCUAAAUACGUGCCAUCAAUUCACCCGUAUGAAACGCGGCGCUUCGAAGAAGCUCUUCAAACGAUCCAUGGAGCUAGAGUUCGAUUACGAUGUCCUCGACCAAACAAUUUUCUUGAGGAGGUGGAGUUCUGCAUGGAUCACGAAUUGAAACCACGUGACUGUAGACGUACUUUUUUCAAAGCGGAAUGCGGUAACCACGUGUAUUACCCACCACCUCCGCCAGGCGGCGACCAGAUUUAUCCGUAUGAAUAUUCGGUCGUUCCAGAUCAGGCACAAGUUAGUCGUCUAGCUAGUUGCAAGACAAUCGGUGGAUCAGGUAAGAGCUCGGCUGCGGAGAACUUCUACGACGAGCUGUUUGGAGAAGACGACAAAGACAAUUACGGCGAUCUGAGUGCACGAUUCUAGUGAACCAUCAAAACAGCCACUAAAAAGAACAAUUUUGUGAUCACAAUGAUUGGGUUCAUUCGAAUCAGAUACGAUAAGAAUGGUAACAAAAAAAAAUCCAAAAUGCUUUAAUAAAUAUCAAUUAUGUUACA
This is a messenger RNA of Varroa destructor (honeybee mite), 1264 nucleotides long. Its product is annotated as ribonuclease T2-like. NCBI's taxonomy places the organism in Eukaryota, Metazoa, Arthropoda, Arachnida, Mesostigmata, Varroidae. Gene Ontology annotation, biological process: RNA catabolic process. Gene Ontology annotation, molecular function: ribonuclease T2 activity; RNA binding. The record is from RefSeq and is a predicted model, not a curated record. Gene Ontology annotation, cellular component: extracellular region.